UGUUAAAUUGGCUGACUACGCUACUGAUCAUUGUUUAGAACAUUUCUUCACUUACAUAAUAAUAAACAACUUUGAUGCUGCGACUCUUGCGACAGCAAUGUUUAUGCGUUACUGCUCGCAGGGCCUCUCAUCAGAGAGGCUUCUUCACCCUCCCGAACUUCUCGCCUUUCUCGCCCUCAUCGACAUCACCUGACCCUGAUGAACCGCCAGCAACACAGACUUACCACGAACGCAAGAUUUUUCCUUACGGACGCAUGGAUUUGUACAACUUAGUUGCAGAUGUUGGCUCAUAUUCCAGUUUUGUGCCAUAUUGCACUGGCUCAAGAAUAUUGGAACGACGUGUGGGCCAGGAUGGUGUGGUCACGAUGGACGCGGAGUUAAUGGUCAGUUUCUUGGCAUUCAAGGAGAGUUAUAUUAGCAGGAUGACAUGUCGGCCUUAUGAAUCCGUCCAGGCCGAAGCAUCGAGUUCAACCCCUCUCUUCAAAACCCUCCAAACAACAUGGCGCUUCCAACCAGCUUCAUCAAUAUCCCCUCACCCUUCAAGUGGUCUACUGCUCCACGGUGAUGCCAAGAACUCCGUACCCGUGGAUAGCCAUUCUCCUGACGCCGGACCCACUCUUGUCACACUGGAUAUCGCUUUCGCAUUUGAAAAUCCGCUGUACUCUGCUCUCUCUUCCAAGUUUUUUGGAAAUGUGUCUAUGCUGAUGGUGCAAGCCUUUGAAGAACGCUGUCUAGCUGUGUAUGGAUCAGGGACUAAGUAAUGUACAGACGUGCAAUGAGAACAGAUGUUCGAUUAAUCCAAAGGAAUUAAUAUUUGCCACUGUGGAAUGUA
Molecule: messenger RNA, 832 nt
Organism: Suillus discolor
Lineage: Eukaryota; Fungi; Basidiomycota; Agaricomycetes; Boletales; Suillaceae
Product: dehydrase and lipid transport-domain-containing protein
Exons: 3
Coding region: 75-761 (228 amino acids)
Biological process (GO): ubiquinone biosynthetic process; cellular respiration
Cellular component (GO): mitochondrion
Molecular function (GO): ubiquinone binding
Source: RefSeq, a predicted model, not a curated record